AUGAUUUCAACUGGCUUACCCAAAUUGAAGUCGUGUAUCUCGCGGACUCCAUACGUGGUCAUGUUGAACAACAUUCGUCCGACCGACUCAUCCGCCAAGUAUUCGUAUUGCGCCAACUUUGCUUGUCUGUUGAAAAUGACCUGUCAAGCGAGACAAUUAACAUUAUUUAUCACAAACUGUCGAGCUCAGGCCCCAUCCGAAGACCCCCUCGCGGUUGCCACCUUCGAGCUGAUCGAGGACGACAUGCAAAAUGAGACUCUUGUCCACCCAAAAAAGACUCGGCCUCUUCUGCCCCACUCCAGCUUUCUCUUCUUUACAAUCCGCAACCCUUCGUGUAUACAACUUCAUCUCACUACCUCACUACCUCACUACCUCACUCCUUUCCUUCUUUUGCAUCGCACCCUCCACUCCGUGAUAUUUAUACACACCCACACUGUACAUUCCAACUCGAUGUAA
This is a messenger RNA of Protopolystoma xenopodis, 456 nucleotides long. NCBI's taxonomy places the organism in Eukaryota, Metazoa, Platyhelminthes, Monogenea, Polystomatidea, Polystomatidae. The record is from the annotation of a GenBank genome assembly.